AUGCAGCACACCCAGGCCACAGCUACUCUGGCUGCCGCCCCGUCUCCGGCAUCGGCGCCUUUGGCUCAGGGCGGUCUCAUGCAGGCCAUCCGCUUCUCGGCAUCGGCCAAGGCUGCUCUGGCUGCUGAUGGUCUGCUUCAUUCGCAAGGUCAAUUCGAUCUCAUCUUGCCUGCGUUGGAUCGUCUUGCUCUCCUCGCAGAGGAUGCUGUUCACCUCUGUCUCGCUGCUGUUCAUGCUGCUUCCGCUGAUGAGUCGGCUCAGGGCGCGCUCCUCUUUGCCCUUCACAUCGCCGAUGAGGUCAAGGCCGCCAGGGCUGCCGCAGGAGGUAGUGCCGGACAAGACUUGGGAUCGGGAAUGGGCAGACAUGCUGCACAAGCCGCUUACCUCGGUGCUAUGGCCCCGCAGAUCAGCCCGAUCACCUCCAAAUGGGCUCCGCAGCGCGAGGUCUACGCCCCUCCGCACGCGCCGCAUGCCGCAAAACCGCCGCGCGGUCGCACAGAGUCGGACGUCAUGAUUGACAAGCUUGCUGCUGCUCUACUGCGUUCUGCCGCAGAGGAGAAGGAGAAGGGCGCAGACGUGUCGGCUGACAUGUGGGACGCGCUCAAGGCCGCGUCGGAGCUCUCGUCCGUGCGGGCGGGUAAGAUCAGCCUUCCGCUCAUCGACUCUAGCUCGGACUCUUGCUCAGGCUCGGGCUCAGUUCCGGACUCACCGCACCGCCGUACUCGCAAGCGCGGUUCCCGUCGCAAGCAUCGGCGGAGAAAGCAUCGGAGCUCCCGGCGGCGCAAGGCCAAGCGCAAGAGCCGGUGCAGCCAGGGAUCGGACGACUACUCGUCGUCCGAGUCGUCGCCGCGGCGCGCACACACGGGACUGACCCGCGUGCGCGUCAUUGUCGGCGAUCGCACGUUCCUCAUCGCCGCACCAGAGCUCCCAUCCUGGUCUGUUCGCGACCUCUGCGAUGCCGCGACGCUCCGCGCUAACCGCAACGCAGCCCACGCCCCGGUUGUAGUUCGCGAGCUUGUCUUUCGCGGCGCGAUCUGUGGCGAGGACGACUGGCUUGCCGAUCUGGUAGGCGUCGACCUUGGCGCAGCAGGCACACCCACCUUUACCAUGUACGAUCCGGCCGAUGGCCGUUCACCACCGCCGCACGCAUACUCCCACCCGGCUAUUGCGCCGCGCUCGCCUUACGCCUCCUCGCCACCCAUCUCACCGGUAAGGCAGCCGCCGCCGCCGCGCCGGAUGGAGCAUGCCACGCCGCCGCCGACCCCGAUGAUUCCGGGCGUCAACCUCGACGAGCUCCAAGGUCUCGACGAGGCCACCAUCAAGGAGCGGCUCGCUGCCGCGCUCUCUGGCGUUCCGACCGACACCCUUGUCAAUCUCGCAGCUUCACUUCAGUAA
Molecule: messenger RNA, 1395 nt
Organism: Thecamonas trahens ATCC 50062
Lineage: Eukaryota; Apusomonadida; Apusomonadidae
Exons: 2
Coding region: 1-1395 (464 amino acids)
Source: RefSeq, a predicted model, not a curated record